This is a messenger RNA of Xenopus laevis (African clawed frog), 2104 nucleotides long. RefSeq names its product serine/threonine kinase 16 L homeolog (gene stk16.L). The record is from RefSeq and is a predicted model, not a curated record. Gene Ontology annotation, molecular function: protein serine/threonine kinase activity; ATP binding; protein kinase activity. The transcript has 8 exons. NCBI's taxonomy places the organism in Eukaryota, Metazoa, Chordata, Amphibia, Anura, Pipidae. Bases 696 to 1613 code for a protein of 305 amino acids. Gene Ontology annotation, cellular component: cytoplasm; Golgi apparatus; membrane.
CGCCUCUCCAUCGCUGUCCCUCCCUCUCUUCUCUCUCAGUCAGGCAGGCUCCCUCCCUGCUUUCUGUUCCCUCCCCUCAUCUUUGAUUCGCGCUUGCCGGCUCACUCCCUGAUCUUUGUUUGCUCUUUCCUCUGUCAGUCACGCUGGCCGACUUCCUUCCUCCUUUCUGUUCCCUCCCCUCAUCUCUGAGUCGCGCCGGCCGGCUCCCUCCCUCCUCUGAGUUCCCUCCCCUCAUCUUGGGAGUCGUGCCGGCCGUUCCCCCCCCCGCUCAUGUUCACUCUCUCCUGUCAGUCGCGCCGGAAUACAGGAAUUCUUAGUUAUACAAACCCCCGGGUGAUCGUAUCAGAACUGAAACAGAAAGCGAAUACCGAACUACUAGGUAGGACGAACUAGACAAAGCCCAGCUGCCAUUUCUGUACUCGCGUAACCUAGCAACGCAGCUCAGACCAGUCGCCUUCCUUGAACGUCAUCACUUGGUGCCGUCCUUCUUACCAGCUGUUGGUUAGAGUUCCGGUGUGAGGUUGAAUGCUGCCAUCACGGGGACCUGGGCAUUAAAGGUAAGGAAGGGGUAACAGUGAGCUUACCUGCAAGCAGUCUGAGCUGUUUAGCUGGGGUUUUCCCCAUGGACUUUAAUUACUAUGAACCCCUCAACAGCAAGCAAGGGACAGCAGUGACCAAAGCAUGUUGGAAGGACAAUGGGUGGUGCUCUGUGUAUCUGCUCUCGGGGGUCCAUAACCAUAGAGAAUAAGCGCUAUUUCUUUGUGCAGAAGCUGGGUGAAGGUGGCUUCAGUUAUGUGGACCUUGUGGAAGGGGUGCACGAUGGGCGGUUUUAUGCCUUGAAACGGAUCUUGUGUCAUGACCGGGAGGACCGCAAAGAGGCCCAGCAUGAAGUAGAGAUGCAUCGGCUCUUUAACCACCCAAAUAUCCUGUCCCUGGUGGCACACUGCAUCAUAGAGAAGGGCCCCAAGUGGGAAGCCUGGUUACUGCUUCCCUUUGUCAAGGGAGGAACCCUGUGGAAUCAGGUGGAAACUCUUCGGGAUAAAAACAAUUUCCUACCAGAAGACAGGAUUGUACAUAUUCUGCACAGAAUUUGUUUGGGGCUGAAAGCCAUUCAUGACCGGGGUUAUGCCCACAGAGACUUGAAACCCACCAAUGUGCUGCUGGAGGACGAUGACCGGCCUCUACUCAUGGACUUAGGUUCUAUGAACCAGGCGCGUAUAGAAGUGAAGGACUCCCGUCAGGCCAUGGCUGUGCAGGACUGGGCUUCCCAGCGGUGCACUAUCUCUUAUCGGGCGCCGGAGUUAUUUCACGUCAGAAGUGACUGUGUGAUUGAUGAAAGGACGGAUAUAUGGUCUCUUGGCUGUGUGCUGUAUUCCAUGAUGUUUGGAGAAGGGCCCUAUGACAUGAUUUUCCAGAAGGGUGACAGUGUGGCCUUGGCUGUGCAGAAUAACAUUUCCGUCCCUGCAAAUGAGAGGUACUCCCAAGGCCUGCAGUCUCUCCUCUGUUCCAUGAUGGUGGUGAAUCAUCAGGAAAGGCCAUUCAUCUCUACAAUUAUAAAUCAUGUUGAGGCCCUGCAGCCCAUUGUGGAUGGACAAGCCACCACCAGGAUAUGAGAGCGGAAAAAUAAGAGAUGGGUAUGCUGCCCCUUUCUGUACUGCACUGCACCUCUGAACUUUCCUAGGACAGACAUUUAAACUGGAAGAAGCUUAUGGUCUCAGUGGGAGGACUUGGUCAUUCCAUAAGAUUAAACUGGGUCUUCUGUCAAGAUACAAAUCUUAUCACUUUUAGAGAAGUUUUUUCUUCUAUUUUUUUUACCUGAUUAAUUUUUUUGUGACUUCUGCAUGUUUUACAAUGGGUGCGUGUGAAACCCGACAGCAUUCCUACUUUGUUUUGACUGGAUGGCUAUUUUAGUACAGGUUCCAACAAGCUUGAGAAUUAGAAUUGUUUUUGCCCACCAGGAAACCCAAAGGCUGUUAUUCUCAGGCUCAACCCCCUGUCUCUGGCCUCUGAACCCCUCUUUAUCUGUGUGAUCAUUCAGAGCCACUUUUAUGUCCAAGGGACCAUGGUAGUCAUUAAACCAAUAAAAAUCAUGGUUUUAUUUUAA